AUGCCGACGGCCCGUAACAACGAAGAUUCACUUAAAGGAAACGGUGGCAAGAGAUCCAAAAAAGGCGUAAAUGAUAACUUGUCGUCGAGUAAUGAGACGGUUAAACGAAAGCGAAAGGUCGAUCCGGCCGGACUCGGUGGUCCGUCAACCGUGAAGAUUGUUACCGCAGACACAUCGGGUGUCGGCGGUGAAAAGUCGUCCAAACAAUUCAGGGACACUAAAGUUAAGUCGUCAAGCGGAAAGUCGAGUCGAGACAGCGGCAAGAACUCGGUCGGCACUUUAGAGCAGGCGAUCCGCGAGAGAAACAUAUUUACCGCGUUCGCCAAGAUGCCAGCCGAAACUCAGAUGACGUUGAUCAAGAAUGGUUGGAUCGGAAAAAUUACGUCCAACGACAACUGCGGUUUCGGUCGGAGUGAUGCCACCGUCGAGGUGAUAUCGUUGCAUAAUAACGAGGAGCGUGUCAAGGGAGUCGCCAAACGUUACGAGUCUGGUCUGAUGUGGAUGGACGCGCACAGCGGCGGCGUCGACUGGAUGACGCUGCGCCCGGACGUCGUGGUCAACCGGUUUCCGCGGGACGCAAACGCUUCUUUGAAGCUUUGCGGCCACGCUUUGGCAGGUAGAUCCGAGUUCGACGGCCACUAUCCAAGGACGUACCCCGCGCGCACCGAAGGGAUUCACGCGGACAGCUUCGUCGCGGACUACUCCCUAACCGCUUGCGUGUCGUUACUGCGAGCGUUCGUGGACGGUGGUCAUCAAAACAUGUGCGCCAAAAACGGUCAAGUUCCUCUUUCGGCACUCAACUUCGCCGCGUUUAAAUGUCACCAAUACCUAACGGACGACGGGUCGCUAUUUCCGGUAUCGUUUCUGGGCAAGGGCGGUGCCUGGGAAACGUUUUUCCAACAUUACUAUAAGAUCGUUCACGACCAGCGGAAGUUCACCGUACCGGUCGACGACGAGGAAGCGGCGCUGCGCUUUUUGACCGCGUCGAGCGCACUGCUGGUCCAUCAGCUGACCGAGGCGAGGCCGCAGACGGCGAUCGACGGUUAUCAGAACGUGUGGAUCGUCAAGUCUACGGCCGCUCUGCACGGCGGCCGUCCAGUGAUGUCGAACAAGAUCGACGAUCUGAUGGACAGCAUCGGCCGGUCGGGCGGCUCCGACCGCGUGGUGCAGAAGUACAUCGAGACGCCGCUGCUGCGCGACAACGUCAAGUCGGACGUGCACACGUGGAUCGUGCUGUCCACGCUCGACGGCCGGCUGACGGUGUGGCUGCACCGGACGUGCGCCGUCCAACCGUACGCGCAUCGGUUCUCGCUGCACCGGGAGGCCGCCGUGUCCGGCCACAUCGACCGGGCCAAGUCGCACGGGCUGCACGCGAUACUGCGGCCGACAGCGCUGACUUGCGGCCUCGACCAGCUGGCCAGCACCAUGCGGCGUAACGAGACAACGGGCGAGCAGCGGAAGCGACUGCGGAAUCGGCAGCGGCGACGGUCGGCCGUCGAGGGCGGCGGAAACGACGACGAAAUCUACUCGGCGAUUCGACGGUCCGUCGUGUCGGCGAUGACCGCGGCCGCGACGGCCGGUUCGCUCGACCUGCGACCGAACUGCUUCGAACUUUUCCGCGGCACUUUCGUGUUGGGCGACGACACGCGGCCGUGGCUGAUCGACAUCGUGUCGGAUGACCCGUGUCUGGACGCCGACUGCAGGCACAGCGACCGGACGGCGCCGGCGGCCGUCGUGGCCCGGAGUGUGGCGCGCGGCGUGGCCAAGAUAUUGGUGCGCAGCGGUCGCGGCCGCGCCACCCGGAUCGGCAUGUUCGACGUGGUGCACGAGUGCCCGAUGCCGGCCGGCGCCGUGUCGUAUGCGCCGCGGCCGUACGCAGAGUCCGCGCGCGCCUCCACCGCGUCCAAAUUGUUGGUCAACCGCAAGAUCGACCGCCAGCGCGGCCACGCGUCCCAAAGCGUCCCGCCGGUCACCCGUCACCAACGUCACUGGUGGGACGACAAUUCCAUCAGCACGUACGUGCAGACCGUCACUGCGGACGACGUGCUGCUGGAACAACCGCGGACGUCCACUCCGGCGAUCGGUGUGCAGGCGGUGGUGGACGACGCGGAGUUGAGUUCAGAGGUGAUUGCCGCGUCGACCGAAAACAUCGCGGACCUUUGCGUCCCGCUCGAGUCCCGUUCGCGUUUGCCGCUGUCCGAAAGAUGCAAGACGAAGUUCUCGUCCGUUCAGAAGAUUUGCAAGUUCAUCAUGCGCCGAGGCCUCAAGAAAAACAAGCGUAACUCGCGAUGA
Rhopalosiphum maidis (corn leaf aphid) is the source of this 2292-nucleotide messenger RNA. Its product is annotated as protein monoglycylase TTLL8-like. Gene Ontology annotation, molecular function: protein-glycine ligase activity, initiating. The record is from RefSeq and is a predicted model, not a curated record. Gene Ontology annotation, biological process: cilium assembly; protein polyglycylation; cilium movement. Gene Ontology annotation, cellular component: cilium. Bases 1 to 2292 code for a protein of 763 amino acids. The transcript is spliced from 3 exons. NCBI's taxonomy places the organism in Eukaryota, Metazoa, Arthropoda, Insecta, Hemiptera, Aphididae.